Messenger RNA from Galdieria sulphuraria, 1741 nucleotides. Its product is annotated as adenosine kinase. The transcript is spliced from 6 exons. Bases 134 to 1216 code for a protein of 360 amino acids. NCBI's taxonomy places the organism in Eukaryota, Rhodophyta, Bangiophyceae, Galdieriales, Galdieriaceae. Gene Ontology annotation, cellular component: nucleus; cytosol. Gene Ontology annotation, biological process: purine ribonucleoside salvage. Gene Ontology annotation, molecular function: adenosine kinase activity. The record is from RefSeq and is a predicted model, not a curated record.
CGACGAACGCUUCCAAUUACGAUUCCACGCUUUUACAGUUUAUUGGAACAAAAGAGUCAAUCGGAAACAUUUGAGUCUUAUUACGUUCAACAUUUUAGAAAUUUCGUUGGCGUAUUUAAACUAGUGUUUGAGGAUGACUUAUUCAAUUGAAAAAGCUGUUGAAGAAGGAGUUGUUCUUGGUAUGGGUAACCCAUUGCUCGACGUAAGUGCCAAUGUUGAUGCGUCGUUGUUAAAAAAAUAUGACUUGGAAGCGAAUAGUGCUAUUCUUGCAGAGGAAAAGCAUCUUCCCCUGUUUCAAGAGUUGAAAAAUCAUCCAGGAGUAGAAUACGUUGCGGGUGGUGCAACACAAAACUCUAUUCGAGUUGCACAAUGGAUGUUACAGAAAAAACACGCUUGUGGCUAUAUUGGUGCUAUUGGAAAAGAUGACUUUGGUGAACAGAUGCGCAAGUGUGCUACCAACGAUGGUGUCAAUGUACACUAUUAUGACGAAGGUGGACAACCUACAGGAACUUGUGGGGUGUUGGUUACUAGUGGUGGCCAAUGUCGUUCUUUGGUAGCGAAUCUUUCUGCCGCAAAUACAUAUCAGUUUGAGCAUUUGAAAAGACCUGAGACAUGGAAGAUGGUUGAAAAGGCUAGUAUUUUCUAUAUUGCUGGUUUCUUUUUGACUGUUUCUCCCGAAUCUGCUGUAGAGGUUGGAAAGCACGCAAAUACCACGAAGAAAACUUUUUGUAUGAAUUUAUCGGCCCCUUUUUUGCUUCAAGUCCCUGUUUUCUUUGAAAGAUUCAAACAAUGUCUACCUUUGGUAGAUAUUUAUUUUGGUAAUGAAGCAGAGGCAGCUACUUUGGCAACUUCAAUGGAAUGGAACACGAAAGAUGUGAAAGAAAUAGCCAUUCGGCUUGCACAACAGCCAAAAGAAACUGGAAGGCCUCGUAUUGUUGUGUUUACACAGGGAAGUGAGCCUACGGUUUUGGUAGUUGGGACGCCUAGUCAAGUAUGGCUCAUCAAAGAGUAUCCCAUUAUUCCUAUCGAAGCCUCGAGUAUUGUGGAUACCAAUGGAGCAGGAGAUGCCUUUGUAGGGGGCUUUUUAUCGGGCUUAGCAAAGGGAGUGACAUUGGAUGAAUGUGUUGCUCGUGGUCACUAUGCAGCACAUGUUAUUAUUCAACGCCCUGGUUGCACUUUUCCAGCAAAGCCUAGUUUUGUUGCAAAUUCAGUUUAGACUAUGUAGCUUUGGUUUAUUCAAAAUAAAAUAGGGAACCCUGACCUGAUGUGUGUUGGAUAAGGUUGUGUUUCAUUGAGUAUUCAUGAGUUGAUAGCCUUUUGUCCUUUGACACAUUGGGACUUGGAUAACACAAAUGGAAAUCUGUUAUUUAGACCCAACUGUGUUUUUGUAGACCUGAGAGAUAUACGAGAGUCAUGAACCAAGAUUUCAUGUAUGUUUUCAUUUUAGAUAUGAAUUGGUUUCCCAUUACGCUGUGAAAAUGGAGAUACAUAGCUAGUUCCAUGGCAACAUUACUUGAAAAGCUGAAAAAGUGAGCUUUCAAUGAGACUACCUACAUGGCUCCUAUUGAAGGAUAGAACAGAUAGGAUGCAUAUUUGUAGGAAAAUUUUCUCGUAUGAAUCUGUUUCAAACGGGAGUGUCAAGAAGGGAUGGAUGCCUUGUUACAUCUCUCUUUUUUUUACUUGAGAAAUUGUGAAGUCCAUUUUUCAUGGAGGCAAUUCGCAUCACUUAAGAGGUGCAUUU